This is a messenger RNA of Lentinula edodes (shiitake mushroom), 3480 nucleotides long. RefSeq lists its product as uncharacterized. The record is from RefSeq and is a predicted model, not a curated record. Lineage: Eukaryota; Fungi; Basidiomycota; Agaricomycetes; Agaricales; Omphalotaceae. Bases 1 to 3480 code for a protein of 1159 amino acids. The transcript is spliced from 15 exons.
AUGGGUUUUGAUGCUUUAUCUCUGAUGUAUGAAGCAGGAUUCGAAGUGCAUCCAAAUGAUGAUACCAAAAUGCGUUGCACACUCUGUUUCACAUUUUCUCCACACAGCAAAGCAAGUCAUUAUCAGAAGAGAGGUGAUUCUAUAGCACUCCGACAUUGCUCAACUGAAACACAUGUACAAAAUUUGGCAAAACAAGUGGAACAGCUUGAGAAGGAAGCAAAACAACAACAGUCAUAUGCUGGUUCAUCUCAACUAAGCAAAGGCAUGGAUAUGCUUGAGGAACCUCCAAUACCAUCUUUUGUUUCUUCUUCAGAAAACUACAUUUCUAAUGUAGUGCCUGAGCUGGUUCUCAAUGGUUUGCAGUCACCAGUACCAUUUGACCCAGCAAGGGAAAAAGAAGACAUACAGUUCCAGUUUGAGCAGAUUAUCUUGAAAGAGAUUCUUUCUGGCUCUGGAGAAGAGAGUGAGGAUGCUAGUGAAACUAAUAUCAUUGAGAUACUUCAUAACCUCGGAUUUGAGGAUAAUGAACUGGAAGGAGAUGAUAACCUGUUCAACCCAGCUGCUAGCUCCGAACCUGUUGGUGCAUAUGCACCCUAUCCAAGUAAAUUAAUGAUGUUGCUUGAUGUAAUGGAUAACCUACCCCGGCUACGGCUCUCUACCACUCAUUUCAAACUUAUUAUAUGGCUAUUGAAAGAGGCAGGGGUUCUAAACGUACCAUCCUACUAUGCCUUUCGUCAAAUGCAGUCUGAGCUUCAGAAAGCUAUAGGAUGUGAGCCAAAACCAUUCACUUCAAUGCUGGGAAAUCAUUUCCAUGUCAAUGAUUUGAAGGCUGCAGUCCAAAGGAAUUUUUCUAAUCCACACAUUGCUCCUCACCUCAACUUCUAUCCAGAGGAGACAGAUGGACCAAUUUCUGAAGUCUGGCAGUGUGAACGUUGGAAGGAAUAUUCACCAUCUCAGCAUACAUCAAUGUACUCCUCCAGAGGGAAGCAGUUUUAUAUUGAUGAGGUUGCACAACUUCAUGACAACCAUUUUGUACUUCCUAUUUCCUGGAUCAAACAGGGUGGUAUCAUCUGUGCUGAUGCACAUACUGUAACUCAAGGAAUAGAUGGGAAUUGGGUUAAAGCUUCAGAUGUAAAUUCUAUUCCAGCAGCACAUUUCAAGUUCAACUAUCUUGAUAUCAUUACCUUGCGGAAUGGUCUCCCAAUGACCUGGAAUGAUCCACAUGCAAUACCUGUAAUGCCACACCCAUCUCGCAAACUUGUCCCAGAUGGAUAUGAUCUCUAUGAUGUAUUUUAUCCCUUGUGGGUUGAUGAUGUUUCUGGUAACAGAUCAAAGCAGUACAACAAACACAUCAACAUGUAUACUGUUAACUCCAAUCUUCCGGGGCGCUUAAUCCAACAAGAAUAUUUUGUACAAUUCAUAUCAACAUCCCCAAAUGCCACUUCCCCAGAACAAUUUGCUGCAGUGAAAGAGAUAAUUAAUGAAACACAUGUCAAGCCUAUUCUUUGCUACAAUGCAUAUACAAAACAGAUGUGUGGUGUGCGAGUCCAUGUUCCAGGACUUCCUGGAGACAAUCCCCAGCAAGCUGAAGAAGCUAGCCAUUCAGGUGGUAACUCCAAUCUUCUCUGUCAUAAAUGUGAUGCAGGAGGAACACAUGAAGUUACAGAGUCAAAUUCUGGCUACCACUCAUUAUACACUACUGGAGCAGCUCGCUCGGCAGCUCAGACUCGUGAUCGAAUUGUCCAACAGCUGAAAGCUGCUACAUUGGGAGUGAAGUCAACAGUGAUUGACCUGCAACGCAGUACAGGAACAAAGGACAAGGUUGCACAGUACUGGAUUGAUAUUUUGCUUGAGAAAUCACAGAAGAUGAAGCAUGAAAAUCCCAAUCGCACUGCUGAAGAAAUAUCCAUUGAAUUAGAGACCUGGCUAAAAAACCAACCUGGUGAUAAAAUCAAUCCAAUCUUGGACAUUGCCAAUCUAGACCUUACUCAGGAUACCCCCAUUGAGAUCCUGCACACCAUUUUGCUUGGUGUCAUUAAAUAUGUUUGGUACAUGUUCCAUACAUCAUUGAAUGAUCAGCAGAAGGCAUUCUUUGUGGUCCGCCUACAGUCAACUGAUCUUGAUGGACUCACAGUACCCCCAUUACGUGCAGCAUACAUGAUGCAAUACCGAAACAAUUUGAUAGGGAAGCAUUUCAAAACUUUGAUGCAAACAAUGGCCUUCCAUGUACAGGAUAUGGUUACCCCUGUGCAGUUUGAUUUGAUCAAAGCUGUGGGUGAGCUUGGUGCUAUGCUCUGGGUUCAUGAGAUUGACAACAUGGAACAAUAUCUGGGUGACCUUGAUAUCAUUAUAGGCAAUACCCUUGAUGCAUUUGCAGCAGUUGAUCCAGCAAAAAUUAUCAAGAAAGUCAAACUGCACCUUCUGCCACAUAUCAUUCCUGAUAUUUGCCGUUUUGGCCCCAUUAUCCGUAAUUCCACUGAGGGAUUAUGCUCAGUCUACAGUAAUGGUCAAGCCCCAAGCCGAGAUAUUGCACAGAAAUUCUCCGGAAUGGAUCGUAUGAAGCAUAUCCUCAGUGGGGGAUUCUGGUAUAGCAAUACUGUGGGCGAAUGGAUACAAGCAACUACCCGAGUUCAGAAUAUACUACACAGUCAUCCAAUUAUUCAACGCCAUUUAGGAUGGGUAUCCCCACAGGCAGUCAGGCAGGGAGCUAUGAAGCCAAUGGCACAGGCAAAAACUAAGCCUAUCACUUGGUUUUCAACUAAGGCAUCAUCAAUUCGGGAUGAGGACUGGAUAUUUUGGAAUCACAAUUUCUCUGUAAUUGCUCAGACAGGUGAUAGCUGUAGGAUUGGUUCCUGGGUUACAGCAAAAGAAGCAGAUAAUGGAUAUAUCAUUGGCCGGAUUGUUGAGCUUCUUUCCCCUGCUCCAAAACCACAGUUAGUGCCUCCAGCAAACCAUGUUACCAUUGAAAGAUUCAUCAUUGGGGCUGCCCAGCAUCAUUCAUUGGGUAUGCCAGUUCUGUACCGGUCUCAAAGUGAAGUCCUAUCGAAAUAUGUUGUAGUUGCACCUUCUGAUAUACUUUUCCGGCUAUCUGUACAGCAUGAUUGUCGGGGUGCACAAUCUUCAUUGAACACAAAAAAUGAUGACUGGUAUCUUAUCAAUACACAUGCACUCCAUAAUGCACAUUUAAUCCGCAAGCUACUUCCUCGGGAGCUUACAGCCCCUCAGACUCUACACAAUGAUCGAGAGGCAUACCAUUAUGAAAUUGCAGAGAAACUUCGGGUCUCGCAGACAUCAAAACGAGACACGGGAUGCCAACAAAAAAAAAGAGAGGAACAUAAUGCACAGAUGGCAGGAAAUCAUACUCAAAAUGCUGGUGAACUGGUAGAGAGUGAUGAGGAUGAUGAUGAUAGUGAUGAGAAUGGAGAUGACGGUGGUGAGGAACCAGAAUCUGGAUUUCAUAAUAAGCGCAAACGGAGAUAA